Molecule: messenger RNA, 1543 nt
Organism: Zophobas morio
Lineage: Eukaryota; Metazoa; Arthropoda; Insecta; Coleoptera; Tenebrionidae
Exons: 2
Coding region: 551-1543 (330 amino acids)
Source: RefSeq, a predicted model, not a curated record
UAUAAUACGAUUUGAUGUGGGUUAAUAUCUGAAGCGUUUUGAUAAUUCUUUGAUCGAUUGCAUUAUUAACUAAAAAUUAGAUCGUAAUGACCAUUAGCCCGUGCCAAUAGCUCAAUAAUGAUGACGCACUCUAUGCAAGCGACUCAUCAUCUACAAGCAGAGACUUGUUUCUGCAUGUAUUUUCUUGUUAUACCCAUUCUCCGAAGUCAUUAAUCACUAGCCCCACGGCAACAUCUCAUUAUGAUGUUUGUCCAUUAGCUUUUUGUUAUUAAAGACAUACCGACGACGCACUUUUUGCAGACGAGUCAUCAUCUACAAGCACAGACUUGUUUCUGCAUGUAUUUUCUUGUUGUACUCCCUCUCCGAAGUCGUUAACCACUGUAUAUAAAUAGAAGAAGGGUGAUGAAUACACAUUUUACUCUUAGUUGUUGUGUCGCUUCAGCUGGUGUUUCGUUUUGCAAUUCUACCAAGUGUCAGUUGUGUCUGAUUGUUUGUUAUUAUUAUUAGUUGUUGCAGUGCUAGUGUCUGUGUAAAUAAUAAUAAGAUAAACAUGUACGGAUUUAAACGUUCUGGUGAUAUUCCCGAAGAGUUGUCACAAGUCAUCAAAAGGAGAAAGAAAAACACCAGUGCAGGUGUGGAUCUUCACGCACAAGAAGAACGUUCCUUGGUUAACGUCGAAGACGCUGUACAUACCAAACACCAAAACAUGAUGAAGAGCAAUCCUCCUCUGAAAAUGGAAACAUCUGAAAUCAGUCUCCCAUCUUCUCCCGAGCCACCGCGUGCAAUGGAGGGUGAAUCUAUGAUAACUGUUGAUGAAUGGAACAAUGUCGAGCAGUCAAUCGAUGCAGCGGCGAAAGCUUUGGAGAAAGAGAAGCUACGAAGAAAAGUAACAAAUGAAAAGUAUCGAUUGGUUGAUGAAACAAUUUUACCAUUGACUAGAUCCGGUAGCAAAUUUAUAAGUAUCGGUAUGCAACCAUUCAAGGAUUACGAACCAGUAAUCAAGAUGUACAAUCCGAGCCUCACAGCUGCAGCCGUUUUUAAUCAUCAAGAAUUUAUCGAAUUUCUGGAGAAGCUGGAGCUCACAGAGGACAAAAUUCGUGAUAUUCCGAAAGAUGUGAUGCUGUUCGAAACAAGGAAGUAUGACGUUAUUCUAAAGAAGGGGAUGGUAUUGCAGUUCAAAUCAACAAGUGAAGAAGAUGUAUAUCAAUCUCUUUUUCUACAACACGCUACGAUUGGAACUCUGUUGGCUCUAAAAGAAUAUUUCUUGGGGCAUUUGAGACAGCGUGCAUUUAAACAGAAGUUACUACCUGAUUACGACCAAUUUGUAACAAACGUUGCUUUACAUCUGAUGGAACAUGGAAAUAGUGAUUCUGAUAAAGGAGUGGACAAGGCUAUCAUCACAAUCAUCCAGGACACCUAUGAACAUGAUCCGAUGUUAUACGACAUGUGGAUGAAGACACCUUAUACUAUAAAAUCUCACAUAGAAAAGAAGUUAAGCUAUUUCACUCUACAUAAUGAUUUUAAUUGCCCCUCUGUUGUGUAA